Molecule: messenger RNA, 691 nt
Organism: Opisthorchis viverrini
Lineage: Eukaryota; Metazoa; Platyhelminthes; Trematoda; Opisthorchiida; Opisthorchiidae
Exons: 5
Coding region: 18-524 (168 amino acids)
Biological process (GO): negative regulation of cell cycle; negative regulation of DNA replication
Cellular component (GO): nucleus
Source: RefSeq, a predicted model, not a curated record
UCUUGGAUUUCAUCCCAAUGGCAACUGUACGGAAAGGACUUGCGUUACGAAAUAACAUUGUUGAACAUCUAUCCAAGGAGCCCACGAAAGCUUCGGUGAAGAAGUCUCCUGUGACUAAGCCUACCGUAUCAGCCAAAACGGGACCCAAAGUGCCCUUCAAGAUUUUCGAAGAUCCAGUUUCUGCUAACUGCCAACAUUGCGGCUCUGAGCGCAGGAAACCCAGUCUUCCUUGCAGAGAAAGGGUUUCGACAACAUCCGUAGGAGUUCAGGCAUGUGAUACUGAUAUUCGGGAAUGGUUAUGUGCUGAAAAGCCCACCGAAGGCUACUGGGAAGAGCUAGCCGAACGACGACGCGUGGCCUUAAAAGAGACACUUGAUGAGAACCGAGAACUAUGCACUCUGGUUGAAUCUCUCAACAAGGAGAUUGAACGUUUAAACCAAAUAGAGCAACAAGCAGAACACUUUGCGCGGAUGUAUAAAGCCCUGAAGGAAGCAUCGGAACAGAUGCCCAGUGACUCGUCGUGACACACCUUACCGCAUAGGCUUCAGAGUCAGAUUCCGGAGAUUUGCUGUAUUUAUGUGUGCUGUCUUCACUUACCCCCUUCCUUGUUCGACCAGUGAUUAUGUGACUAUACGUGCAUUUCUAUAUGAACACAUUCUAACCCGUAUAGUUGCAUUUACAUGUACUGCUC